Choloepus didactylus (southern two-toed sloth) is the source of this 1014-nucleotide messenger RNA. RefSeq names its product 55 kDa erythrocyte membrane protein-like. The record is from RefSeq and is a predicted model, not a curated record. Gene Ontology annotation, cellular component: plasma membrane; cell-cell junction. Gene Ontology annotation, molecular function: signaling receptor binding. Lineage: Eukaryota; Metazoa; Chordata; Mammalia; Pilosa; Megalonychidae.
AUGGAAGCCCUGCACCACAUGGCCACAGUAGAAGUAGGGCAGGAGGCUCAGGACGCCACUUGCUUGCAGCGGGGUCUCAGUAUGGGCAGUGCACGGACCCUCCCGGACCAACCAGAGGACACCAGAGCUUGGCCAGUCUGUCCAGCGCAAAAGGGGCCUGGGAGAGUGCAUCUCAGUCCCCAGGAGUGGCAGUGGCAAACCAAAGGAACGAUUUCAUUGAAAGUAAUUCCCAACCAGCAAAAUCAUCUUCCUGCACUACAGAUGUUCAUGAGAGCACAGUUUGACUAUGGUCCCAGAAAGGACAAUCCGAUCCCUUGCAAAGAGGCAGGACUGAAGUUUGUUACUGGGGACAUUAUCCAGAUCAUCAACAAGGAUGACAGCAACUGGUGGCAAGGAUGGGUAGACGGCUCCUCCAAGGAGUCAGCAGGGCUGAUUCCUUCUCCUGAGCUGCAGGAAUGGCGAAUGGCGAGUGUGGCUCAGUCUGCUCCGAGUGAAGCCCCGAGCUGUAGUCCCUUUGCAGAGAAGAAGAAAUACAAAGACAAGUAUCUGGCAAAGCACAGCUCCAUUUUUGACCAAUUGGAUGUUGUCUCCUAUGAGGAAGUUGUUCAGCUCCCUGCGUUCAAGAGGAAGACCCUGGUGCUGAUAGGGGCCAGUGGGGUGGGCCGCAGCCACAUUAAGAAUGCCCUGCUCAACCAGAAUCCAGAGAAGUUUGUGUACCCCACCCCAUACCAGCUGCCUGCGAUCUUAGACUCCUGUCACAUGACACUGAAGGUUGUUCGGACAGCAGAACCUUCACUUUUCAUUGUGUUCGUUGCACCUACUGAUCAGGGCACUCAGAGGGAAGCCCUACAGCAGCUGCAGAAGGACUCAGAGGCCAUCUGCAGCCAGUAUGCACACUACUUUGGCCUCUCACUUGUCAAUAAUGGCGUUGAUGAAACCCUCAAGAAACUGCAAGAAGCCUUUGACCAGGCGUGCAGUUCCCCACAGUGGGUGCCUGUCUCCUGCGUUUACUAA